ACAUCAACUUCCGGGUCGCGGGGUUAAAAGCUGGAAUGUUUUGGUUUUACAGUCUCCUCAGGUCUCAGUCAGUUUGUUGGACCCAGUCUCAGAGUUCCUCCCGUUAACGGCACCGACAGAUGGACGCUCUGCACCGACACCGGUCCCUUUAUAAAGGAACCACUCCGCCAUGGAAGGAAACUUACCGGAAGCGCUGUGUGGACAGACUGAAGAACAGCCGGUCCAGGCUGCUGGAGAGAUACCGGCAGAUGGGGGACAGUCACCGGGACACCGGCUCCGCGACCUCCAGCAUCGUCCAGGAGGUGAUGGAGGAGGAGUGGAGCGCCCUGCAGUCAGAGGAGCGGAGGCUGCCCGCCCUGUGGGGGCCGGAGGGGAUGGCACAGAUGUUCAGUGUCAUGAAGGAAUAUGAUGAACUGGCCGUACUGGAGGAAAUCCAGCAGGAGCUCAUGUCUCAAGAAAUGUCCAUAAUUGAAGAACUUGAGAGGAACCUGCAGUUUGAGCAGCAGUACAUCUCGUCUGUGGUGGAGGGGAUGGAUGAGAUGCACAUCAUUUGCCCCAUCUGUCACACGAACAAUUUGAACAUCAACAACCUUUUCAUCUCCUGCACCUGUGGACUGUACAUCAACACUAAGAAACAGAACAUCACCCCCGACAUCCUGCGUCACCUCCUGGAGUCCAGAGUGUCGGAGCACAUGGAGGACUGUCUCCAAAACCCCGUGUUCUCUGUAACUCCAAACACAGACAGCUCCCCUAACCUGAUGAUCAGCUGCAAGGUUUGUGACUACCUGUCCAUCGUCCUGUGAGAGCAGAUGCAGCUGACUUUAUUUGAUUUGAUUGUAUGUUUGUUUUGUUAAAUAAAGACUAUUUUAUAUUUAA
Molecule: messenger RNA, 876 nt
Organism: Epinephelus moara (kelp grouper)
Lineage: Eukaryota; Metazoa; Chordata; Actinopteri; Perciformes; Serranidae
Gene: rpain
Product: RPA interacting protein
Exons: 7
Coding region: 120-803 (227 amino acids)
Biological process (GO): protein import into nucleus
Cellular component (GO): nucleus; PML body
Source: RefSeq, a predicted model, not a curated record